Molecule: messenger RNA, 1824 nt
Organism: Vitrella brassicaformis
Lineage: Eukaryota; Vitrellaceae
Source: the annotation of a GenBank genome assembly
GUCACAGACAGAGGCACACCGCAGUCCACUAGCAAAUCGCACACACACACGGCCUUCAAAUGGUCUCGUCUUCUCUUGUGGCCGUCUGCCGGUGAGCCAAGACGGACUCUGCAGAGAGAAACGACGCACAGCAGACAGUCACAUGAAUCGAUGUAUAUGUGUCUGCGCACUGGUGUUCAUUUGGAUGAGUGAGGGGUAGUAAUGGCCGUCAGUGCUCGGGUUGUUCGCCGGCAGGCCGAAAACGAAAUCCUCAUCUGAGCGAUACACACACGUCAAGAGGCAGCUGCUGUUGCCAUCAGCUCGCUGGUGUCGUAAUGCCCAUACCCUUGCUCAGCUGUGGGAAAGCUGCCUGGUUCUCGUUGGCCAUCUGAAUCGUGCUGCUGCCUGCACCGACACACACUUAUCAUGGGGGUUGUGACCGACUCCUUCGUGGCCAUCGAUGUGUAUGUGUCUCGUGACCAUUGGCAGCUGCAGCGCUGGUUUGGACGAGGGAUGAGCCGCCUCCGACACACAUGUGUGUGGUCACACACUGCAUGAGGGGGUUGGGUGCGGCGUCCAUGGCGGGCAGCAAACAGUCGGUCAGCUUGUCCUGGCUGCAGCACCCCGAGUCACCUGGACUGCCCUGGCCGACACAGUACACAAAGGCGAGACACGUACAUGCUCUCAGCGGCGCUGUGUGGCGCCAGCUGCGUACAGAUGAGGAGAAGGUGCCUCCCUGGAAGGCCGCACUUAGCGUCGCCUUGAUCUGGAGCAGCUGAUUGCGGCGACUCUCCUGAGCAAAGCAUGCCACAGUCACAUCUGCACCAUCUAUAUAUGGUGCGCUCCUGAAAUAUCUGACAAUCUCGGCUUUGAUGGCGUUCUGCUGGGCGGCGGCCUCUCUCUCGUGCUGUUGCUGCACGCAGUAAGACGCACGGAGGAGGGAUGAUGGGCUCGCCACCCGCUUUGCCCCCUACGGUGUCUCUUUGGAUUUGGGCGAGGGCGUCGUGGCACCGCUGGAUGGCCUUCCGCAGGUUGGCCUCCAUCGUGGCCAAAGCCGACAUCGUCAAAAUCUCCUGCACGCAUCCGACGGGAGGGCACCCAUAGGAAGAGUUGUCUUGUGGUCCUUCCUCCCCUGCUUACGUGUGCAUCAGUGGCGACUUUCCUCUGAGAUGUGGCGAGAAUCUUCUGGAGGUGCGCCACUGCAGCGUCGCAGCGGGCCGUGGCCUUGCGGAGAGCCGUCUCCGCACACAACAGCUGACGAACACACACAGAAGACUGAUGCUUUGCCUGCCUGUCUGCCUGUCUGUCUGCUUGCUGGGGCUCUCACCGACCAGGUGCUUUUCGACGAGCGUCUGCACCUGAUGCACUGCACCGUAGAGAGCAAAUGACAGUAAGGCAAGGACGUAUCCUUUCUCUCCGUUCUCUGCGUUCCUUACCGAGGUCGUAACUUCCUGGCUGCUGCAUGGCCAGCAUGGAGACGGCCGUCCCAUUUCUGUCCGGUGCUCCUGCUGCUGGUGUCUGUCUGUGGGUCUCGAGCACGUGCAGGACGUCCUUGGCGGCAUUGUGGGCCGACUCGUGGAGGAAUGCGGGGUCGACACUGAGCCCCGACUGCUCCAGAUGAUUGCUCAUCUCAGUGAAGGCCGACGAGAGGAUGUCAUGCGUUCUGUCGAAGUCAUGGGCCAGGAGGGAGGCGGCUGAUGACGCUGUGAGUAGGAGGAGGACAGCGGAGAGAUGCUGCAUGGUGAGAGAGAGAGGAUGGACGGGAUGACGGGCGGCACGCUGCUCAAGGGAGGCCGGGCUGGCUUGGAGGGGGAUGAAACGGGAUGGAUGGGAUGAUGGGAUGUG